Messenger RNA from Scophthalmus maximus (turbot), 3179 nucleotides. It is a transcript of the gene ttc14, whose product is annotated as tetratricopeptide repeat domain 14. The transcript is spliced from 12 exons. Gene Ontology annotation, molecular function: nucleic acid binding; protein binding. NCBI's taxonomy places the organism in Eukaryota, Metazoa, Chordata, Actinopteri, Pleuronectiformes, Scophthalmidae. The record is from RefSeq and is a predicted model, not a curated record. The coding region runs from base 515 to 2878 and encodes 787 amino acids.
AAACUGCGCAUGCUCAAUCAGCUAAUUCUGGUUAGCCACACUGCCGUUGCUAAACUUUGUGGGUAAAAAAAAAACAACGAGAGUAGUGAUUUAUCGCAGAGGAACGUGAAGGGGUUGCGCAUGUUAAAGUUUCGGAAUAUUGUUAGUUUUUGCGACGUUUUCAAACUAAGGAAAAAAAGAAGGAAAGUCCACUUCCGGAGUGUUAGCAUGACACCCGUUGGCCAGUGUUUAUUUUCGCUAGCCUGCUAGCUAGACGACACCGAGCUCGGGUUGUCUCUGCGACGAAACGGAACACUUCUCAGGCUUUCCACGCGACUCUUCUGUGCCUGGCGAUUUGAAGAGAACAACAACAACAGCAACAACAACAACAACAACAUGUCUCUUCGCCGUGAGAUCAAUUCCACAUCCGCUAAACGUUGCUAACGGCUAAAUAGCAUCGUUGACUUGUCCAGAAAACAACAACAACAACAAGGCGGAGAAGCAGCAGCAGCAGCAGCAGCAGCAGCAGCACAGGAUGGACAGAGACUUGUUGAAGCAGUGUCUCGCGUGUCACGGCGACUCCUUGUUCAACAAGCUGAGGUGUGAGCAGACGGAAAACCCCGACUUCCAGACGUUGGUGCCCGAGUUGUGCAAAGUGACGAGUGAAAGCACGGGUCUGGAGCACGGCGGCCCCCUGGUGGAACAGUUCAUCGCGAGGAAGGCGGACAUCCUGUUCUGUCCAACAUGGAAGACCACCACUCCUCAGGAGGAGGAGCACGAGGAAGAGGACGAGGAGGCUGCAGAGCCCUAUGCCCUCAUGCCGCCACUGGAGCUCUUCAUGGAGGUGUCGUAUGACGAGAGGAGGUCGAUGCUUUAUAGGGACUUGGAGAGAGGCGACAUGGUGGUGGGGAGGAUCAACAACAUAAGAGAAUACGGCUUCUUUCUCACUCUGCUGUGCAUGGCAGGAGGACUGAGGAGAGACAUAGAAGACCUGGAGUUAUCGGCUCUAUGUCACAUCAGAGAAAUUCCCUCCACUGGCAACCACGAUGACCCUCUGUCCUACUACCAGGUUGGGGACUUCAUCAGAGCCGGAGUGAAAGACAUUGACCGCUACCAGGAGAAAAUCACCGUUUCCCUCCAGCCAGCGUCUCUUUCUCCCAGCCUGGGCCACAUCAAACUGGGAGUCGUUACCAAGGAGGAGCUGCCCGUACACUACAGGCGUAGCGUUCGUGCGGCCAGCGACUGCAGCGAGACGUAUGAGUGUAUUCUGAUGAGUUGCCACGGCUACCACAACCCCUCUGUGGUGGACUACCUGCUGGAGAAGGUGCGAAUCAGUGACACCCACCCGCCGUCAAUGAUGAGAGGACUGCAGAGUAAACUUUUCCAGCCGGAGGAUUUUGCCUCUGCGAUCAGGAAGAAACAGUCUGCAUCCUGGGCCUUGAAGUGUGUGCGUGCAGGUGUGGACCACUUCAAACAUGGUCGUCAUGUGGAAGCCAUGAAUGAAUACAACAAGGCCUUGGACAUCGACACAAAUAAUGUAGAAGCACUGGUGGCACGUGGAGCUCUGUACGCUAACAAAGGCGGCAUCGUGAAGGCGAUAACUGACUUUGAACAGGCUCUGGAAAGCUGUCCAGAUCACCGCAACGCCAAGAAAUACCUCUGCCAGACACUGGUGGAGAGGGGAAAACAGCUUGAAGAACAGGAGAAACUAGUAACAGCGGAGGGAUUGUACAGGAGAGCUUUGUCCCUCGAUGACUCGAACCCCGAGGCACAAGAAGCCCUGCACAAGAUCACAGACACUAUACAGAAAUCGAUCCGCCUGCGAGAGGAGGCGCUGGCUAAGGAGCAGGCGAAACCCACGAGCAGCAAGACCAGCGCUGACAAAUUGCGUAAGAUCUUAAAAGAGGAGAAGAGAAUGAAGAAAAAACGGAAAAGGUCAGCGUCUUCCUCGUCGUCGUUAUCCUCCACCUCUUCCAGGAACUCGUCUGCGUCUUCGUCCACCUCGUCCUCUCGACGGAGGUCCAAAAAGAAGAAGAAGAAGCAGCGCAGGAGGUCCGAGCGCGGAAGUAAACGCCAUCGCAGGGUUUCCUCAAGCAGGAGGAGCGAGGAGGGUAAGAGCGAGAAAGAUGGGAGGAAGGGGCAGGAUGAGGACGAGGUGGAGUGGUAUCCCGCACCUCCCAACACCUCUGCCACCUUUCUCAACCAGAGGGGAGGCCCGGGGUUUGGAGAGCAGGAGGAGGAGGAGGAGGUAGAGGAGAAGAUUGCCGAAGAAAGGAUCUGUCAGCUUUAUUCUUUGUCGGGUGCCUCGGAUAACGAAGGGUCUGACCCGCGUAGAGAAGGGAAGAGAAGGGACAGCAAGGAGAGCAGGACGAGGGGAAGCAAAGACAGUCUGAGCAGAAGCCCGGAAAGGGAGGAUAGGAGGAGCAGGAGCAGAGAAGGGGGCGACAAAAACGGGGAAAGGGGGAGGGAAGAUAACAGGAGAAACAGUGACGCCAAGAGGGGAAGUAGCUUAGACGAGAACAGGAAGCGGAAAGUGUCCUGCUCGUCGGCCGACUCUGAGCAUUCACGAAAGAUGAGUUGCCCCGGUUCUGCUUCCAAACACCUGGAGAACAGGUCAAAGAGGAACUCGGUCGACGGUGGUAGGUAUGAGCACAGAGGGAGGGAGGACAUUGUUGAGGUAGUAGACGUGAAAAGAGAGAACCAGGGGAGCGUGGAGGAGGACUGCGGCAGGGCAGACGCAGGUCUCGGUAGAAGGUCGGAAAGUGCAGGAAACCACAAAGAACCGACCGGCGCGACCUCGGCGCCGGGGUCGAAGAAACACCUUCCCGCCAACCUGCUCAAUAUUUUCACUCAGAUUGCCCAGUUUGAGAAGGGGAAAGGAGUCGGGCCCAGAAAGUAACUCCGAAAACAAAAGGCCGGAAUUUGCCAAAUGCAAGUGUUUUGGAAAAGAGACUUUGAAAUUGAUGUUUGUACCAUUAAUUCACUCUGUGACCUGUGCAGCAAUAUAACCACAAUGGAGAAACAGCCAAGUGCGUCGCUGAUUGAAUGUCUUAAGUUACUUUGACUCAUUUUAUUUUGGAAAUGUCAAAUUCUUUGUGGCGGAUUCAAGGCCUGUUGUCUGCUGUAAUAUUUGCUGGAUAAUCACUGGUCAAAAAAAUCUGAAUAGAAUGAAUCUAUGAAUAAAAUUAUGAAAAAACCCA